UGUCCUCUGACGACGCACUGAGCUCUGUGGCACCGACACUUGAGCGCACAGAGAUGGGUGAAGUUGAACGCCAGCUUCGAAAUCUGGUUGCCGAAUUGUGAGCUACCUAGCGGGAUUUCGAUAUCGAACAACCUCUCUCGUUUGGGACUUUUGCCUCAAUAUGUACUUGAUUCAUCUGUGUGAAAUCACAGUUUUUUCUGGACUUGUCUAAGGUUCCUCUCUGUGACAUUAGUCAUAUGAAUAGCAAUUAAGAAAUGGGGCUACAAAAGAAUUUAAAAAGUAAUUAGGCUUUUUUUUUAUACCGGUGUUUUGAUCCGUUUGUCUUUUCGAAGCACGAUAUUGGAGAAAUGAGGUGAACACCUGAUUUCAGACGAGUCAUCUGAAACCCUACGCGUUGGGGUGGACUUUCUCCCUUUUUUUCAAUGUGAAAAUCGAGGAGUGUGUGGCAUGACUGAAAAGCUGAAAAUCGUCAGUCUCUGCCCAUGAGAUUGCCUGUUUCUUCAUCUCGGACCUGUUACUCCGAGCCAGCCACAGGGAGAAUCUCCGCACUGAGGGGCACCGAGCGCCAAUUCAUAGUGACAGGAAACAGGAUCGUUGUGUGCUUGUGGAUUAAAAAAAAAAGCACUUGGCACCCAAAAGAAUCAAGGACGUAGUUGCUCGCAAAUCCAGUCCUCUCUUUACAGCUUGAGACUUCAGAACUUUAUCUGGAAUGCGAAAAAGAGACUUGCAGCUCCAGUCGGGGACACUCUGAGAGACACGGGAGAGCACGUAGAAAACAAAAAGGAGUCAAAAUGAUUUCAGAAGAGCGAAGUAAUCACGUAGCCAAGCAGGCUUUAAACUUCCCCGUGGGCUUGCUGAUCAGCUCGCCAAAGAGACGCUUAGCUAAACUGGGCCGGAAACCCAGCAAUGGAUCCGUGCAGUCAAAUUCUUCCAGCGUUACCACCCGCUCGGCCGAAAGCGUGGGAGUGAGGCAGCCAGCCAAAAAUAAGAUCCGAAGGCACAACAACCGGCUGUCGACGGUGUUCAGCCGGAGCCCCUACCUGAAGGACGGCCAGAGAGUGGGGGACUCGGCGGUCAUGGGUGGGAUCCAGGUGACGGACGACCCAGCGGAGCUCUCCAUGCAGGUGUCCGCCCCCGGCGUCCUGAAGAUCUUUGGCAACGAGAUCAGCCAAGGCGCAAACUACAAGAGCGUGCUGGCCACUCCGCGCUCCAGCGCCAAGGAGCUGGUGAAGGAGGCCCUGGAGAGGUACUCGCUGGACAAGGCUGAGGCUGGGGACUAUGUUCUGUGUGACGUGAUUGGAAGGACUGGGGAGGACCACCAGUGGAGGACAGAGUGCUUUCGAGUGGUGGGCGACCAUGAGAAGCCCCUCAUGCUGCAGUCGCUAUGGAAACCCAAGGAAGGCUUCUCCCGGCGGUUUGAGAUUCAGAGAAAGUCCAGUGUGGAGGAGAAGACUGCCAGGGAGAAAGACACGCUUACGGCAGGCAUCAACGCCCAGGCUCGCAAGCUGCAGAAAAUCAGGUCCCGGGUCACCUCUGCAUUCAUCGACGGCAACGUCAACAGCAGCCUGGCGCUGUGGAGGAGUGUGAGCGAGAUGGACCUGUCUGUGAAGUCCAAGGACCCCCACAAGGCCAAGCCCCUCCUGCUGGAGGACACGGAGCCGGAGGCGGACAAAGAGGCCCAGUGUCUGCGGAUGGAGAAGGAGGAGACGGAGAGCAGCGACGACAACGCCACACAGUACUCCAUUCACCCCCCUUUCGACUUCCCUUACUUCCUCCUGCUGCAGGGCUACAGUUACAGACAGGAUUUCGUCAUUUACUUACUGAGCGGGGUGACCCACAUUUUUGGGCGAUGCAGCGAGCACUCAACCGGGGAGGAUGUAGAGCACCUCAAAGUGGACAUCCUGCUCUCUGCUCCGGACGUCCUGCCUCAGCACUGUUGCGUGCGUCGCCUGGAGACCCCCGGCCAGGGGGACAGAGCCAAGAGGACGGUGACACUGGCGCGGCCGCUCCACGGCGCCCCCGUGACUCACAACGGCGCCCCCCUCAAAGACGAGGCUGAGCUCCGGCCGGGGGACCUCCUGGGGCUGGGCGACCAUUACGUCUUCAUGUUCAAGGACCCCAUUGCCCCCGCCGCCAACCAGAGACCCGCGUGGCUGAUGUCGCACGCCCCUGGCUCGACGGGCACCUGCAGAACGUGCGGCUCUGCCCUGAAGUCCAAAGCUGCCUAUCUGAGACCGCUGCCCCUGCUGAAGGACCCCGACGGGGAAGACCUCUCCCUCCCGUAUGACCCCGGGCACGAGGACCAGCUGCUUAGGAGGAUCAUCCACCUGACCGACCCCAAGGGAAGCGACCCCUGCCUCACCCCGGCCUUCCUGCUGUGUCUUUGCAUCCAGCACGCGGCCACUUCCCUGGAGAUGGCUGACAUCCGCAGGCUUCUGCUCAGGAUAGCCAGCCAGGUCCAGACAGCCAUGUGGGAAAGGACUAAGGAGCUUGCUGCCAUCCAGUCGGAAAUGGGCUCCAGUCGAGCUGAGCCGGACCCCGAGGAGCUGAGCCUGCUGGGCAUCAAGGAGCUCAUCCCCGGCCUGCAGCCGCUGGUCUUCUGGAUGGCCAAUUCUAUAGAGCUGCUGCACUUCAUCCAGCAGGAUGUUCCCAAGCUCCUGCACUGGGACAGCGAGGAGGACAUAGCAGAAAUGUCCGAUUCUCAGCUGUCGGCCACCAGAUCAGCCAGCGAGGAGGCAAUGACAGUCCUUGAGGAGGUCAUUAUGUUUACCUUCCAGCAGUCUGUCUACUACCUCACCAAAACCCUCUACGCCACUCUGCCUGGCCUGCUGGACAGCAACCCCUUCUCUGAGAGCGGGCAGCUCCGCAUCCCGGAGGGGGUCAGCAGCAUCCUGGACAUCCUGAAGGAGACCCUGCAGCUGCUCAAUCAGUACCAGCUGCACGCGGAGAUCGCCUCGCAGCUCUUCGCCUAUCUCUUCUUCUUCACAAACGCCUCCCUCUUCAACGCCCUGAUGGAGCGAGGCUCUGGAGGGGGAUUUUAUCAGUGGUCCAAAGGGGUGCAGAUUCGCGCUAAUCUGGACCUGCUGAUUGAUUGGAUCCAGGGCAUCGGGCUGGGGGACCUAGCUCUGGACUUCUUUCAGAAGCUCUCCUCGGCCGUUAACCUGCUGGCCACACCCAAGGAGAACCUGCUGCAGGCCAGCUGGCGGUCCCUGCGCAGCGAAUUUGCCAACCUCAACCCUGCUCAGCUGCACCACAUGCUACGGGGGUACAACCCUGGGCGCUCGUGUCCUGCAGGCUGGAGCCCUGCCGCAGAGGAGGCAGAUGCUGCCAUGAGAACAGCUGAUAUUCUGGAAGGGUUUGACAAUCACCCUCCCCUGAUCCUGCCCAGCAGUAGUUUCCACAUCGAGCUGGGGAAGCCAGUCAAGGAGCCAGGUCUGCUGUCGCAGCUCAGCCAGCUGAAGGACUUCCUGCAGCAGCUCAGAGCAACCGAGCCGUCUGCCAGCACCAUGCAGCCCCAGCAGAGCCAGCAGAUUAGAGUCGAGGAGGAGGAAGAAAAAAAGAAGGUGUCCUGCUCUCCAAAUGGCACGGAGGAAUCUGCUUCUCCAGAGGAGGGCAGCAGUGAGCAGGCCUCCGAAAAACCCAGGGCUGAAGAAGAGACCAAGGAAAAAGAUGCCUCUGUAGUGCCUCCCCAUGGCCGUUUUUCACACGCCGCCUGCAGCGGUGACCUCAGCUCCUGCGAGGCGGUGCUCACCCAGAAACUGAAGAACCUGGAACUGCAGAGCAGCCUGCCUGGCCAGGCAGACCUCAGCUGCCACAAGAGACUGGCCUUGGAUCCCUCCUGCCUCCUCACACCCCCCAACACACCCCAAGGCCUGGAGCUGGCUGAGGCAGAGGCAGACCUGCAGGAAGGCACCUACAAGCACAUCGUAAAUGGCAGCAGCCCAGACAGGGAAGAUGAGGAAAGCCACUCUCUGGGCUGCGGGGCCCAGAGGAAUGCCGAGGAAGAGGAAGAGGUGUUCACUGUGGAGCUGGAGAGGGGCCCUCAUGGACUGGGUCUAGCCUUGGUGGAUGGAUUGAAAACGCAGCUGAAAAUGAGUGGAAUUUACAUCCGGUCUGUAAUUCCUGACUCUCCUGCGGCCAUGUGUAAGAAGUUGCACAUGGGGGAUCGCAUUCUGGCUGUCAAUGGAGCAAGCCUGGUGGGAAUAGACUACAGCAUAGGUAGGGAGCUGAUUCGCUCUUCGGGCGACCGGCUGAGAUUACUGGUGGCCAAGUCGGAGCUGCGAGGAUCGUCAUGCAUCUCGCCGACAAACUGUUGACCUGCAGGACAUUCGUCAACCUGCCUGGCCAGACCCUAACCAGGACGUGCACUUAGAGACUGCGCCGGAACUUCAGAUGCAGUGUAUGUGUUCUUGUUUUGUGAAUUGUUUUAUAAACAGGAUAGUAUUUAAAUACAGUGACUGUUACAAAGUGCAAAGCACUUCUCUGGGUCAGGUGGAUGUAUGUGAAGGAUUUUCAAGAAUUUAGGUCUUUUUUGUUGUUGUUUGAAGCAGCAUUUUGUGUUGUUUUUUUUUUUGGAACUCGUUGCUAUAGAGUUGCUCUUCAGAUUGUUUUUUUUAAUCUACUUGCUCAAGACUGAAACAAUUUUACAAUGUUACAAUUCUCAAAAAACAAUAUGCUGUUUGAUACUGGGUGGCUCGGAAAAAAUGGCCAAAAAUGUGGACGGCUUAUUGUUUUUAAUUAUAAUAUGUUUAAUAUACCAUCAAGUUAUUAGUGCUCGAACACUGUUUUAGCACAGUCAAUGACAGACACCUAACAGAUAGUCUGUUGUAGAUCUGGAAUACUUUGGCUCUGUGAAGUGUGUAAUCCCAGAAUUGCAAUUUUGUCUUGAUUACAAAAUAAAGUUCUAGGUCUUUAUUGAAGACAGAUGACAUUUUUUGGCAGCACAACUGGCAAAUUCAGCAUCAUACAGACCACUGCUCAUCCUGGGGAUCCACAAGAAUUGCAGCUGUCAAGAGUUCAGAACUGAAAUAGUGCCUUUGUGCAGAGCGCCGACAGGACAGAUUCACCUGUUAGGUGUCUUUCAGCCAACAAGCCUCAGAUGUUCUCUGUAUCUGUAUUCAUUACACAACCAAAUUCUGUCAUUUUGUCAUAAAUAAUCACGGUUUAAUAUACUUUUAUAUCUUUACUAUGUAAAAAUGUAAAAACCCUAUCUUAAUUUUAUAGGGCCAAUAUUUUAUACAGUAUAAGCAGAAAAGUCAUUUACCGUUUCAGAGUGUAAAAUCCUAUUAUUAUGAUUUGAAUCAGUAGUCAGCCUGACAGAUCUGGCGGAUGUAUCAGACUGAUUGAGCUGGAAUAGACAAAAUGGGUAUUUAGUCAGAAGGGCUGCCCUUUUCUCUAUGGUUUGAAAUGUCUCUUAUUAAAAGACGAACAUGGGGAAGUAUCCGGUGUAUCAACCCCUGGGUCCUGAUUCAUCCUGUACACUCUGUGCUCGGGUCGGACUGAAGUUUGGGUUUUGUCUUUCAAACCUCAUCUUUUUCUGUUGUUACCUGUAAGACAGUGUUACUUCAUCUGUUUUCAUGAAAAAUUCUGAUUGUGAUUUUACAACGUUUAUAUUGACAAUUAUUUUGUUAUACAUUAAUUAUACUGUAUAUGAUUUGUCUUUUCAUUAAACUAAGUAAGAACUGAAUA
This is a messenger RNA of Lepisosteus oculatus (spotted gar), 5688 nucleotides long. RefSeq names its product Ras association and DIL domains 2b (gene radil2b). Gene Ontology annotation, biological process: signal transduction; negative regulation of Rho protein signal transduction; regulation of GTPase activity. Gene Ontology annotation, cellular component: cell-cell junction. The record is from RefSeq and is a predicted model, not a curated record. Gene Ontology annotation, molecular function: GTPase binding. NCBI's taxonomy places the organism in Eukaryota, Metazoa, Chordata, Actinopteri, Semionotiformes, Lepisosteidae.